Sporothrix brasiliensis 5110 is the source of this 1659-nucleotide messenger RNA. Its product is annotated as mitogen-activated protein kinase kinase. Gene Ontology annotation, biological process: protein phosphorylation. The record is from RefSeq and is a predicted model, not a curated record. Lineage: Eukaryota; Fungi; Ascomycota; Sordariomycetes; Ophiostomatales; Ophiostomataceae. The transcript has 3 exons. Bases 1 to 1659 code for a protein of 552 amino acids. Gene Ontology annotation, molecular function: ATP binding; protein kinase activity.
AUGGCCGAUCAGGGGUCUAGCGCUCCCGCCGCCGAGGGCAGGCCUCGCCUCUCACUGGCGACGCCAAACAACGAAAACUCCUCGGCAUCUCCUCCCAUUCAGAUCCUCCCCGUCUCCUCGUCUCCAGCACCACUCCGGCCCGCCUUAGGGCCAAGGCCCAACGCCGGUGCACGUCCGCCCCGCCUCGGCCUCGCCAUUCCGUCCUCCAACAGCGUUAAGCCCGUUGGCGCCCCCCUCCCCCAGCUUCAGCCUGUCGGCCGACCCCAGCUGCCCGUGCUGCACCUCGCAACGCCCAUGGGUAGCCAGGGCAUCCCGCACGAACAAGCCCCUGGUCGUGGCCAGUCUCUCCAGAGCGCUUCGGGCGGCAGCGAGAGCAGCGCAGCCCACAGUCGGUCGGGUAGCUUCGGCCCACUGGACGGCCGCGCUAGCAACCCAACGUCCGCCGGUUCCCAGUACUCCGUGCUCUCCUUUGCCAGCCAGUACGGCAUUGGUUCUAGUCGCCCGCAUGGCACGCCGGACCCCGUGUCGGCCGUCGGCUCGAUCUACUCUGAGAUUAGCGAGGGCGGCGUCGGUAUGGAGCGGGAAGGCAGCAUGACCGGCCUGGAGGCGUUUGACCAGCAGGCCCUGGAGAAGGCGCGUACGUUGGACGUGGAAGACCUCGACGACGAGGGCUGGCGCAUUGCGAGUAUGGAGAAACGAAUCAUCGAACUCGGCAGCCUGGGCGAGGGCGCCGGUGGCGCCGUCACGCGUGCGCAGCUCAAGGGCGGCAAGUCCAUCUUUGCGCUCAAGGUGAUUACGACGAACCCAGACCCAGACGUCAAGAAGCAGAUUGUGCGCGAGCUGGGCUUCAACAAGGAGUGCGCUUCCGAGCACAUCUGCCGCUACUACGGUGCUUUUGUCGACCCGGCCACUGCGACAAUCUCCAUCGCCAUGGAAUUCUGUGAGGGCGGCUCUCUCGACAGCAUCUACCGCGAGGUUAAGCGCCUCGGCGGCCGCACGGGAGAGAAGGUCUUGGGCAAGAUUGCCGAGGGCGUUUUGCACGGCCUGACGUAUCUGCACUCAAAGAAGAUUAUCCACCGUGACAUCAAGCCCUCCAACAUUCUGCUGUGCCGCACCGGCGAGGUCAAGCUGUGCGACUUUGGCGUGUCCGGUGACUUUGGAACCAAAGGCGAGGCCAACACCUUUAUUGGCACCAGCUAUUACAUGGCGCCGGAGCGUAUCACCGGCCAGACAUACACCAUCACCUCGGACGUGUGGUCGACGGGUGUCACGUUGCUGGAGGUCGCCCAGCACCGCUUCCCCUUCCCGGCCGACGGCACAGAGAUGCAGCCUCGGGCUGGCUUAAUCGAUCUGCUGACCUACAUUGUCCGUCAACCCAUUCCCAAGCUCAAGGACGAGCCUGACGCGAACAUUGUUUGGAGUGAGAAUUUCAAAUACUUUAUCGAGUGCUGCCUCGAAAAGGACCCCAACCGCAGAGCCACGCCGUGGCGAAUGCUCGACCACCCGUGGGUGAAGGAGAUGAGCGGCAAGCGCGUCAAUAUGAGCCGUUUCCUGUCCAAGGUCUGGGGCUGGGACGAGGAGCCGAGUCAGGCGGCCGACGGCGGCACGCUUGCGGGCGGCACCCUCGCCAGCGCCAUCAAUUCGUUGAACUUGAACUAG